This is a messenger RNA of Aspergillus alliaceus, 582 nucleotides long. RefSeq lists its product as uncharacterized. Lineage: Eukaryota; Fungi; Ascomycota; Eurotiomycetes; Eurotiales; Aspergillaceae. The transcript has a single exon. The record is from RefSeq and is a predicted model, not a curated record. The coding region runs from base 233 to 487 and encodes 84 amino acids.
UCCCACUGCAGCAGAGGGGUAUUGGCGGAUUUGUAAGCUAACUGGAAGCUGGUUGCAUUGCCUACGGUUUGCCUUGUGCUUAAUGUGAUCCUCUCUAUGCCCAUUGUUCCUUGUUUCUAUUGAGAACCGGCCCCAACACAAAGGAUUCUUCCAGGGAUUCGGCGCGAGAUAAAUAUGUCAGAAAGGGUUAUGUCGGCCACACGUCGCCCAGCUGGACUUGGGCUGGAGAGGAAUGAUUGGUGGCUUUAUAUUCCUUAUUAAUGUCCGUGCUUGGUCGGGGGCCCUUGGCUGUUUGUCUGUGAUAGUCAUGAAACCCCCGGUGAGUAAUUCAGGAAUGUUUAAGACCAUUGAACUCCGCAAUAUGCGGUUAUAUUUGUCGGGCUUUGGAAAUAUAGAUUCUUUGGGGCCGUUCCGCUGUAUAGGACGCAUGGAAGUAUUCCGUCGCUUAGGGUUUGCUCCUAUCACGACCAGGAGUUGGGUGGCGUAGUGUCUUGUACAUUACGCCUUGUAUACACUAAAGUCGCUGCAUUAGCCUUUUACAUAACCUGGGCACAAUUUAGUGUUGCCUAACCUGGAGAUCUG